This is a messenger RNA of Chelonoidis abingdonii (Abingdon island giant tortoise), 1628 nucleotides long. Lineage: Eukaryota; Metazoa; Chordata; Testudines; Testudinidae. The record is from RefSeq and is a predicted model, not a curated record.
GGAGACGCCUUUCCCCGCUCGGCCUGCAGGGGCCGCUGCCUCCACGGCACAGAGCGGAUCCGGGCGGGGAGUCCCUGCUGCUGGGCCUGUGAGCCCCGUCAUGGAGCCUCCUCCUCUGGACCCAGUGGCACCAGCCCCUUUGUUAGUCCCACGGGAACCCCCACCUCUAGCCCCAGGGGCACCAGCCCCUUUGUUAGUCCCACGGGAACCCCCACCUCUAGCCCCAGGGGCACCAGCCCCUUUGUUAGUCCCACGGGAACCCCCACCUCUAGCCCCAGGGGCACCAGCCCCUUUGUUAGUCCCACGGGAACCCCCACCUCUAGCCCCAGGGGCACCAGCCCCUUUGUUAGUCCCACGGGAACCCCCACCUCUAGCCCCAGGGGCACCAGCCCCUUUGUUAGUCCCACGGGAACCCCCACCUCUAGCCCCAGGGGCACCAGCCCCUUUGUUAGUCCCACGGGAACCCCCACCUCUAGCCCCAGGGGCACCAGCCCCUUUGUUAGUCCCACGGGAACCCCCACCUCUAGCCCCAGGGGCACCAGCCCCUUUGUUAGUCCCACGGGAACCCCCACCUCUAGCCCCAGGGGCACCAGCCCCUUUGUUAGUCCCACGGGAACCCCCACCUCUAGCCCCAGGGGCACCAGCCCCUUUGUUAGUCCCACGGGAACCCCCACCUCUAGCCCCAGGGGCACCAGCCCCUUUGUUAGUCCCACGGGAACCCCCACCUCUAGCCCCAGGGGCACCAGCCCCUUUGUUAGUCCCACGGGAACCCCCACCUCUAGCCCCAGGGGCACCAGCCCCUUUGUUAGUCCCACGGGAACCCCCACCUCUAGCCCCAGGGGCACCAGCCCCUUUGUUAGUCCCACGGGAACCCCCACCUCUAGCCCCAGGGGCACCAGCCCCUUUGUUAGUCCCACGGGAACCCCCACCUCUAGCCCCAGGGGCACCAGCCCCUUUGUUAGUCCCACGGGAACCCCCACCUCUAGCCCCAGGGGCACCAGCCCCUUUGUUAGUCCCACGGGAACCCCCACCUCUAGCCCCAGGGGCACCAGCCCCUUUGUUAGUCCCACGGGAACCCCCACCUCUAGCCCCAGGGGCACCAGCCCCUUUGUUAGUCCCACGGGAACCCCCACCUCUAGCCCCAGGGGCACCAGCCCCUUUGUUAGUCCCACGGGAACCCCCACCUCUAGCCCCAGGGGCACCAGCCCCUUUGUUAGUCCCACGGGAACCCCCACCUCUAGCCCCAGGGGCACCAGCCCCUUUGUUAGUCCCACGGGAACCCCCACCUCUAGCCCCAGGGGCACCAGCCCCUUUGUUAGUCCCACGGGAACCCCCACCUCUAGCCCCAGGGGCACCAGCCCCUUUGUUAGUCCCACGGGAACCCCCACCUCUAGCCCCAGGGGCACCAGCCCCUUUGUUAGUCCCACGGGAACCCCCACCUCUAGCCCCAGUGGCACCAGCCCUUUUGUUUAGUCCCACGGGAACCCCCCCACUUCUAGCCCCAGUGGCUCCAGCCCUUUUGUUUAGUCUCACGGGAACCCCCCCACUUCUAGCCCCAAUGGCACCAGUCCUUUUGUUUAGUCCCACAGGAACCCCCACCUCUAGCCCCAAUGGCACCAGUCCCUUUG